AUUUUGAUUUAAUUUUCUAAAUUUUUGAAUUUUUGCGAAAUCCAAUGGUGGAACAACAGAAACGUCGUUUGGAAAAUGCCAUCAGCGAUAUGAUUGAGGAUAUGUAUCAGACUCACUUGCGUCGCAUGCAGUCGAAGAUGCAUCGUUGUGCCGCAACAUGUUGCGAUGAUGAGCGUGGCACGUUGGAGAGUGUACAACGUUGUAUUGAGAAGUGUGCCACGCCCCUAAUGGACGCACAGGAUUAUCUACAGAAUGAGCUGGGUCAGUUUCAGAAUCAUUUGCAAAUCUGUGUUAAGGAAUGCAAUUCCGAUGCACGGUCUAAAUUGCCGCUCAAUCCCAGCGAUCAGGAAAUGUCACGAUCGAAACAUUUGUUUGAGGUCUGUACUGGAAAUUGUGUGGAUAAGCAUAUCAACUUGCUGCCCGGCCUGAUGAAGUCCAUCAAGAGGACACUCGAUCAGGGAGUGCCCAAUAGAUCCCAUCUGCGCGAUCAAAGCAACGGGAAUGCUUAACAUAUAGUCCCAUAUUUUCUGUUGUUCUUAUUUUUUUGGUUUUUUUUUUUUUUUUGAACAUUAUUAUUCCUGGAAUUGUUGAGAAAAUUGUUCCGUUGCUUGUAAAUCGCAUAAUUCCAUAAGCCGUCCCAGCGACAGAUAAGAUGCCACCUAAAGGGUCACGGCAAAAGCGAGAUAAGACUUGUUUCCGUCGGAAAUUUGUUAGUUUUUCAAAUACAGUUGUCUAACCUUA
Drosophila innubila is the source of this 741-nucleotide messenger RNA. Its product is annotated as protein FAM136A. The transcript is spliced from 2 exons. Bases 45 to 509 code for a protein of 154 amino acids. The record is from RefSeq and is a predicted model, not a curated record. NCBI's taxonomy places the organism in Eukaryota, Metazoa, Arthropoda, Insecta, Diptera, Drosophilidae. Gene Ontology annotation, cellular component: cytoplasm.